CUUGAAUAAAAUAAAUUCCAUCAUCUUUAUUGUCCUAUACUAUAAAACCCCUCCUCCAGUAUCCUCUUCCAAGAUUCAAAAACCCAAAUCAUAAAAAUAUCCAAACGAAACUAAAGUCGAAUGGAUCAACCAAUAUGGAAGGAGUUACUGCCGGCGAACAUUCCGGUGUAUCGCCGGAGUUCAAGCUUCAUAAGUCUCAUGUCAUGUCUAACGGAAACGUGGGGUGACUUGCCACUUAAAGUGGAUGAUUCUGAAGAUAUGGUUAUUUAUGGGCUCCUGCGUGACGCCGUUAGUGUUGGAUGGACGCCGUUUAACUUCACUGCCACGCCGAGUGAGGUUAAAACCGAGCCAUGGGAAUCGACCGAGCCAGCUGCGAGCCCGGGCUGGGCGGCUGAUGUGGCUUGCCUGGUGGACACUGCGGCGGCUGCACCGGCGGCUGUGCAGUCUAAAGGGCGGCACUAUAGGGGAGUCAGGCAACGACCGUGGGGGAAGUUCGCGGCGGAGAUAAGGGACCCGGCUAAGAACGGCGCAAGGGUGUGGCUCGGAACAUACGAGAGAGCCGAGGAAGCCGCUAUUGCUUAUGAUAAAGCGGCUUACAGGAUGCGCGGCUCCAAGGCGCUGUUGAAUUUCCCUCACAGAAUCGGCUUGAAUGAGCCGGACCCGGUCAGAGUUACGGGGAAGAGAAGACUGCCCGAGCCGAUUGCAUCCUCCCCGGCUUCUGGAAGUGGCUCGCCGAAGCGGAGAAGAAAAGUAGCCGCGGCUGUGAACGCCGAGUCGGAUGUUGAGAGCCGGUCAGCCGAGUGCCAUGUUUGUAUAUUUCCGGUGGGGCAGCAGCUUAUGGUCAGCCAGAUAGCUGUUUAGCUGAGUUGACUGCGGAGGCGCGUUUGGAUGGAGGAAUGGAAUGUACACAUUAAUACUUUACUCAAUUUUGAUACACAAUCAUCUUUUCUCUUAUUUUUAUUGUUUGCUCAUCGUGGCGAACAAUAUCUGUAUAUUAAAUUAGACUACCCUCGGUGGAAAAAGUGUGUGUACAUAACAUAUUCUAGGCAUUUGAUAUGUGAAUAGUCACUUCUUAAAAAUUGAUUUAUUUGCGUAUUUACAUAAUUAAAUUAAGAUAAUUGUUCAAUCAAAA
Molecule: messenger RNA, 1132 nt
Organism: Cuscuta europaea
Lineage: Eukaryota; Viridiplantae; Streptophyta; Magnoliopsida; Solanales; Convolvulaceae
Source: the annotation of a GenBank genome assembly